GAGGGAUUAGGACUAAUGCGCUAUUUACAAAAGCUGCUACUAAGACGACUCCAAGGGACUCGCAACAGCAGCAGCAUGCAUAAGCAACAGCUUGAGGUACCCCCCAUUUGUUCUGCCGAAUCGCUGAAUGCCUUAAAGCUGGCGGAGCAAUGCCUGCAACAGGGCAAGGUGAUUGCGUUGCCCACAGAUACAGUUUAUGGUCUGGCCUGCGAUGCCAACAACGAGCAGGCCAUACAGCGUCUCUACGAAAUCAAAGGAAGAGAUGAACACAAACCGGUGGCCAUUUGCGUGAACGAUAUUGCUGCACUGCGUCGCUAUGGUCAGGCGAGCCACUUGAGUGACGAGCUGCUAACUCGGCUGCUUCCGGGGCCCCUGACCAUCAUCGUCGAGCGUACGGCGCAUCUGAGUAAUCGGUUCUUAAAUCCAAGCACCAGCAAAAUUGGCAUACGGAUACCCGACUUCCAAUUCAUACGGAAUCUGUGUGCUAGUUGGCAAGAGCAACCCUUGGCGUUGACCAGUGCAAAUCGGUCUAGUGCACCAAGCAGUCUGGAAAUCAAUGAAUUCCAUGCGCUUUGGCCACAGCUGGGCGCUAUCUUUGAUGCCGGUCGCAUUGGACAAACGGAGGAGCGACGUCUGGCCUCUACAGUUAUUGACCUGGCCAAGCCGGGAUGCUAUCAGAUCGUGCGCUCUGGAGUGGCUCUUAAGCAGACACUAUCAGUAUUGCACGAAUUUGGCUAUGUCAAUCAUUUAAUUUAAAUAAAUUCUAAUUAUUAUUAUAACAAUAAAUUGGGAACA
This is a messenger RNA of Drosophila hydei, 795 nucleotides long. It is a transcript of the gene Tcs1, whose product is annotated as yrdC domain-containing protein, mitochondrial. Gene Ontology annotation, molecular function: double-stranded RNA binding; nucleotidyltransferase activity; tRNA binding. The coding region runs from base 16 to 756 and encodes 246 amino acids. The transcript has a single exon. NCBI's taxonomy places the organism in Eukaryota, Metazoa, Arthropoda, Insecta, Diptera, Drosophilidae. Gene Ontology annotation, cellular component: cytoplasm. Gene Ontology annotation, biological process: regulation of translational fidelity. The record is from RefSeq and is a predicted model, not a curated record.